ACAUUUGAGCCCACGAAAAACAAGUUUUUUUAUCGUCCCAACAGCUAUAAAGAAGCAGUUUAAAAUUUGAAGGAAAGCACUCUCUAUGUGUAGCGGGACUUAUUGCUGAUCAUUUUUAGAACAUUUUUGAACUGUUAUGAGACGAGAAUGAAUAAUUCGGAGGACAGCGGAAGCAAGUGCUCGCCUGCCCCCAUUUCAAGUUUCACGAUCCAGUCUAUUCUGGGCACCUCAAACGACGGAGUCCGGUCGGCUGGAAAGGACAGUCCCAAAUCCCAGCCAAGGAAGCGGACGUUGUCCGUGUCGUCGGAGGAUGACUGCAGCGCAGGAGAGGACUCGGGUGACUGCUACUGCUCUGAGCCUGGUGUACCAGAGUCCUGCAACCCGCACCAGCCUCUGAACUUCUGUCUCGGUGCCACAAAGGGACUUCUACCUGUGCAAGAUGGGAUCGACCGCCGGCCGCAUUUGACACCAUCCAUACUACCGGAUUACAAAGAGGAGCAGGGGCGAGCGUGUAGCCAAAUGUCUCCCGUUUCUGAAGACAGACAACGCGACGGGCCGGACAAACAGAACAACUCCGCGAAGAAGAAAACGCGCACCGUUUUCUCUCGGAGUCAGGUUUAUCAACUCGAGUCCACAUUCGAUAUGAAACGCUAUUUGAGCAGCUCCGAGAGAGCCUGUCUCGCCUCCAGCCUGCAGUUAACGGAGACACAAGUGAAAACGUGGUUUCAGAACCGGCGAAACAAAUGGAAGCGGCAGCUCUCUGCAGAACUUGAAGCUGCGAACAUGGCGCACGCAUCGGCGCAGACUUUGGUUGGGAUGCCCCUCGUUUUCAGAGAAAAUUCGUUGCUCCGGGUGCCGGUUCCGAGGUCCAUCGCUUUUCCUACCCCACUGUAUUAUCCUGGAAGUAAUUUACCAGCUUUACCACUAUACAAUCUUUACAACAAUUGAAUAUUA
Danio rerio (zebrafish) is the source of this 954-nucleotide messenger RNA. RefSeq names its product H6 family homeobox 2 (gene hmx2). The record is from RefSeq and is marked validated. Gene Ontology annotation, cellular component: nucleus. Gene Ontology annotation, biological process: regulation of DNA-templated transcription. NCBI's taxonomy places the organism in Eukaryota, Metazoa, Chordata, Actinopteri, Cypriniformes, Danionidae. Gene Ontology annotation, molecular function: DNA binding; DNA-binding transcription factor activity, RNA polymerase II-specific.